UUCGAGGGUGUAUGGAGAGCAUUUGAUGCGAUGUGUCAGGCUGGAACAAGAUGCAUACAUAUGGAUAGACUCAUCCUGCAUGAGAGGGAGGGGUGAGCGUUCGUCAAGCACUGGUAAUCGUGUCUAUUCCCAGUCAUCCGAUUAAUGUUUUUCGAUAAGGUCCUCAUCGUAGCCAUGGCACUGGGUAAUAUGAACCUUAUUGUUAUUCCGGUUGGAUAUAUUGACACUAAGGAUUGCGCACAAAUCGUAUUGCAUAGCAUCUUAGCAUCUCAAACACCACUCAACCGUCAUCAGAGCAGCAAUUGCGGCAUGUCACGCAUUAUCGUCAAUAAAAGUGCAGGAGAAAAUGUACUCGUGUCCUAUCCGAAAAGAGGAUCUUCCCAGUUAGAGAUUUUGUAGAACGGGAUCUCUGAAUGGUCAGCAUUGGUAGCAGGUCAUUUAUAUUGCACGUUGUAUGUC
This is a messenger RNA of Serpula lacrymans var. lacrymans S7.9, 459 nucleotides long. RefSeq lists its product as uncharacterized. The transcript has 3 exons. NCBI's taxonomy places the organism in Eukaryota, Fungi, Basidiomycota, Agaricomycetes, Boletales, Serpulaceae. The record is from RefSeq and is a predicted model, not a curated record. Bases 175 to 399 code for a protein of 74 amino acids.